UCAAAGGGGAAGUUGGUGAACUGGGAUCCUGUUCGACUUAGCUCUUGCAAAGUGAGAAGCAAAAAAACCGCUCGUCGGACAAGAUUCAAGUAGCGACCCUCCCGGGAUUCUCCAACCCUGACGGCAGGAAACUGAGGGAACAUCCGGGAUCGGACAAUGAUCGGGAAAUUGUACUUCCUCCUGGCACUUCUCCAAGCUGUGGUGUCUGAAGAGUGGAGAGCCGACAUUCCAACAAAUGUGACGGCGCAGAGGGGUUUGUGUGCCCGGAUCCCGUGCCACUACAGUUACCCACCACAUCUGAAAAAUGAAUCGCGGACUGGAGUGUGGUUCAACAGCGAGGAAUGGGCUGCAGAUUCGAUAGUCUUUCACUCCAGGAAUCAUGUGUUUGAGUCAUCAAAAUUUCGGCACCGAACUCAGCUGACUGGAGACCUGAAUGAUGGUGACUGCUCCCUGGUUAUAAAUAACGUUAAGCAGAAUGAUCAAGGUCCUUAUUUCUUCAGAGUAGAAUUUAAGAGCAACCGCAAUUAUGACUACCCUGUCGUACAGCUUUAUGUCUCUGAUUUCAUGGAAAAACCUUCGAUAGUCACCAUGGAAAUGGUUGUAGGAAAGCCAGUGAACGUAAUCUGCACCUUCAACACCACGUGUGACAGAACAGCGCCCAACUUAACCUGGGUCACCCCCACUGAUGUACCAUCGUCCGUCUCAAGCAGCAUAACUCAGCAGGGUGACACUCUGACCUAUACCUCUGUUCUGACCCUGACCCCAGAGCUGAAAGAUCAUGGGCAAAAUCUCACCUGCAGAGUCAGAUACCCAUUUGUUUCAUCGGAGUGGACCCUCAUACUAAGUGUGCACUCGAGCGAGAGGUUGCAGAAGACGCUCGUCAUCUCGUUGACUAUUGCCGCAGUGGUCAUCAUCUUGCUGGGUGUGGUUUGCUUCACUCUCAAGAUCCGACGGAGAACUGACAGAUAAAUGUUGAUAACACCCCCAUUCCAAAGUCCUUCUCCAGUGCCUGCAACUUUUUUCUCUGCUACAAUUCCAGCCUUGUGAUCAUUCCCCAAUUUCUACUGCUCCACCACUACUGAUGUGCCUUCAGUUGCCUGGGUCUUGGGCUCUGGAAUUACGACCCGAACCCUCUCUGUCCUCUCCGUUUGUUACUUAAAGGAUCCUCCCUAGGACCUAAUUUGGCGACGUUUUCGGGGUACUUUUGCAAUGUAGAACAUAGAAAACCUACAGCACAAUUCAGGCCCUUUGGCCCACAAAGUUGUGCCGAACAUGUCCCUACCUUAGAAAUUACUAGGCUUACCCAUAGCCCUCUAUUUUUCUAAGCUCCAUGUACCUAUCCAAAAGUCUCUUAAAAGACCCUAUCGUAUCCGCCUCCACCACCGUUGCCGGCAGCCCAUUCCACACACUCACCACUCUCUGAGUAAAAAACUUACCCCUGACA
This is a messenger RNA of Pristis pectinata (smalltooth sawfish), 1444 nucleotides long. Its product is annotated as myeloid cell surface antigen CD33-like. The coding region runs from base 157 to 969 and encodes 270 amino acids. The record is from RefSeq and is a predicted model, not a curated record. The transcript is spliced from 5 exons. NCBI's taxonomy places the organism in Eukaryota, Metazoa, Chordata, Chondrichthyes, Rhinopristiformes, Pristidae.